Molecule: messenger RNA, 995 nt
Organism: Gavialis gangeticus (Gharial)
Lineage: Eukaryota; Metazoa; Chordata; Crocodylia; Gavialidae
Gene: SNRPA1
Product: small nuclear ribonucleoprotein polypeptide A'
Exons: 9
Coding region: 19-786 (255 amino acids)
Biological process (GO): mRNA splicing, via spliceosome
Cellular component (GO): U2 snRNP
Molecular function (GO): protein binding; U2 snRNA binding
Source: RefSeq, a predicted model, not a curated record
CUGGCUGGCGGCGGCAGGAUGGUGAAGCUGACGGCCGAGCUGAUUGAGCAGGCGGCGCAGUACACCAACGCUGUGCGCGACCGCGAGCUCGACCUGCGCGGGUACAAGAUCCCGGUGAUCGAGAACCUGGGCGCAACUCUGGACCAGUUCGACGCCAUCGACUUCUCGGACAACGAGAUCCGCAAGCUGGACGGGUUCCCGCUGCUCAAGAGGCUGAAGACGCUGCUCAUGAACAACAACCGCAUCUGUCGGAUUGGUGAAGGGCUCGAACAGGCCAUACCCAACCUUCAGGAGCUCGUUCUGACUAACAAUAACAUUGCAGAGCUGGGUGAGCUGGAUCCACUGACAACUGUUAAAUCACUGACUUACCUGAGCAUAUUGAGGAAUCCUGUGACAAAUAAGAAACAUUACAGACUGUAUAUAAUUCACAAGGUCCCGCAAGUCAGAGUGUUGGAUUUCCAAAAAGUAAAGCUAAAAGAGCGUCAGGAGGCAGAGAAAAUGUUCAAGGGCAAACGGGGUGCACAACUUGCAAAGGAUAUUGCCAGGAGAACAAAAACUUUCAAUCCAGGUGCUGGUUUGCCAACUGACAAAAAGAAAGCUGGGCCGUCCCCAGGAGACGUUGAGGCAAUUAAGAAUGCCAUCGCCAAUGCUACAACUCUGGCUGAAGUGGAGAGACUUAAGGGUUUGUUGCAGUCGGGUCAGAUACCCGGGAGAGAGCGAAAAGCAGGCCCCUCAGAGGAGGUGGAAGAAGAGAUGGAAGAGGAUGCCAUUCCUAACGGAUCUUAAAUUGCAUCCUCGGGUGCUCCAAACCACGUCGAACGGAUUGGUGUCUAGAGAAAGAUGUUCAUUUUACCAUAGCAAGUUAAUAUCCGCUCUUCUUUCGGGGUCAGUCAGUGGUUUUUCCGUUGCUUCGGAAGCACAGUCGUGCGUGAAAUUGCCAUUGUAAAUUUUGUACUGUACAUUUGGAAGCCCAAUAAAUCGCCAUUUGUUUUUUC